Molecule: messenger RNA, 612 nt
Organism: Tripterygium wilfordii
Lineage: Eukaryota; Viridiplantae; Streptophyta; Magnoliopsida; Celastrales; Celastraceae
Product: pectinesterase inhibitor-like
Exons: 1
Coding region: 1-612 (203 amino acids)
Molecular function (GO): enzyme inhibitor activity
Source: RefSeq, a predicted model, not a curated record
AUGGCUAUGGCUUCUCUUUCUUCCUUCCUGGCUUCCAUCUUGCUAGUUUUUCUCUUUAUUACUCCGUCAUUUUCUAGGCUGAGUAAUACUGUCAAUGAAACAGCAGACGAUAAAAGUGUUGUCAAUAAAGUUUGUUCAAAAGCUAAGAACCCUUCCAUGUGUUUACAGAUUCUACCACAUGAUGGAACCCUUCAAGUAUUAGCCAAGAGUGCUGUCAGUUCAGGGUAUGAUUAUGCUCAAGACACAAUUGUAAACGUCAUAGAUGCAGCCAAUAAUGGGACUGAUCGCAAAUUAAAGAAAAAGUACUCUUCCUGUCUUACAAACAUGAAUACUGCAUCUGCAGCUGUUGCAAAGGCUAAAAAGCAAGUGCGUUCAGGUGUUUUCUGCGGUUUGGGUAGUGCAGCAGAAACUGCAAAGGCUGAAGCGGACAAGUGUAUAUAUCUCUUCAAAGGACAGCCAACAGAUCCAUUUUACAUCUUACGGGAGAUAAAGAGCUUUGAGGAUAUAUAUAUUGAUAUAAUCAGGAUCAUCUCCACUAUGUUGAAAAAUGUUCAAACUUAUAUCUCUUCAAAGGACAGCCAGCAGAUCCAGUUUACAUCUUACGGGAGAUAA